Mangifera indica (mango) is the source of this 1665-nucleotide messenger RNA. Its product is annotated as zinc finger HIT domain-containing protein 2. Lineage: Eukaryota; Viridiplantae; Streptophyta; Magnoliopsida; Sapindales; Anacardiaceae. The record is from RefSeq and is a predicted model, not a curated record. The coding region runs from base 181 to 1428 and encodes 415 amino acids. The transcript is spliced from 5 exons.
AUAAGUGUAGAUAGUUCUCCACCAUCAGAGAGAAAAUUUCUAGACUCGAGAGAGCGCGAGGCCGGCGGCAGCAGAAGCCAGAAACCCUUUGGAGUUUGAUAAUCGAAUAAUUUGAAUCAAAAACCCCAACGAUAAUCUGGGUAGUCGCCCAACAUUAAUAAUAUUAUUUCCUAUUUGGAAAUGUCAGACACAAUCCUUACCUUCGAUAAAUCUUCCAGUUCGUCUUCACUGAAUCCUCCCUCUCGGACGGUCUGCCAUGUAUGUCAGAAGCAAUUUUCUCAGUAUACUUGCCCACGAUGUAACUCUCGAUAUUGUUCGCUUAAGUGCUACCAGUCUCAUAGUCGUGGUUGUACGGAGUCCUUCAUGCGAGAAAAUGUUGUAGAUGAGAUGCGGCAAAUGCAGCCUGAUGAUGAAACUAAACGAAAAAUGCUUGAAAUUUUGAAACGAUUGCAUUCGGAAGAGGAAAGUGAUAGCAUUGAAGAGGAGACUGAUAGCAUGGAAGAGGAUGAAUCAACUCUUUCUGAGGAGACGAUUCAAAAGAUCUUGUCGGGUGCACAAGUGAGUUUUGAUGAUUUAUCUGCUAAAGAAAAGAAAUUGUUUCAAAGAACCAUGGCAUCUGGUACACUGAGCAAGAUGAUUGAGCCGUGGGAUCCAUGGUGGUUGAAGCCUUCAGCUAGAACAAUCUGUCUUAGCCAGCAGGGAACUCAACUUGUCCAACCUCUUGACAAGCAUGACGCAUCAGCGCCAGUUGAUCAUGAUCUAGAGAGUAGUGAAUCCACUGAAAUUCCUCCCGCCCCUGACACUCCACUGCCCCCAGUUAGCAAACUUAGCUCUACAGAGCCGUCUCCACUUUUAGUUAUCCACCUGGUUGACAUGUUAUUUAGCUACUGUUUCACCCUUCGCCUUUAUAAUGGAGAUUGGCAAUCAGACACCCUAGGGUCAGCAAUGAUGGCUUUGAGUGUGUCUGCUGUCUUGGGCAGAGGUGGGCAGCCAGAAACUGUAAAGGAAGCUGUGUCUUAUUGCUUGGAGCAGACUUGCACUUCAUACAAACAAAUGGGAGGAUUGCAGUUUGGAUUGGCUGUUAUUGAUGAUGUAAUAACCCUUCUAUCCCUAGGAGGUUCUGCAUUAAUCUGCUCGCUUUGUGAUAUUCAGAGGAUGAUUCAGGCAGGGGAAAGAGAACUAAAGUCAGAGAAUACUAAAAAGUCAGGAAGGGUGGAAAUCAGGAGGAAGCUGAAGCUUGCUGAGAGGAAGAUUUAUUUCAUGAUGUGUUGGGUGCAUGAACAGCCCGGGGAAACAUGGUCUUCUGCAGCAGCCAUCUUAAAGGAGGAAAAGCUUUCAUGUAUAGAUCAUGGUGGUGUUAAGAGUUCUGCAAAAUUGGGGGAUAAAACAGAAUCAAGGAGCAAAGUUUUGAUUGAGGAAAUGGAAUGAUAUGUUGGCCGAUGUUGUAUUGGUGUUUGUGAGGUAUAUUCUCUGUGUUCAUUGUUGUACUUUGGAUAGACAGCAGACAAAGAGGUAAUCGGCAUGUACCAUGCCAAUAACAAAGUUAAAAUACCUUCUGUUUGCUAUUUGUAACUCGAAAAAUAAAAUCAUCAUCAGCCGGAACAUGAUAGAGAGACGAACUUCCAAUUUGGGAUUUAUGCAGAAAUUAAACAAAUUCACAUUGAA